Saprolegnia parasitica CBS 223.65 is the source of this 441-nucleotide messenger RNA. RefSeq lists its product as hypothetical. The transcript has a single exon. The record is from RefSeq and is a predicted model, not a curated record. Lineage: Eukaryota; Oomycota; Saprolegniomycetes; Saprolegniales; Saprolegniaceae. Bases 25 to 441 code for a protein of 138 amino acids.
CGACCGGUCAAGCACACGAGAGCCAUGGCAUUGAAGAAGACACGGACGCCCGCUGCCAAGCGCGGCUUGUCGUCGGUCCAGGGAGCUCCAGACACGGCGACGGCCAAGCGGACCGAAGCCGGCGCCGUCCGGACGCAGCCACCGCCGACGGACGCCGGCGACAGCGAAGACGACGGCAGCGACGACGACGACGAUAGUACCGGUAGCAGCGACGGCUACGACUACGAAGUGCAUCCGAUUCUGGCGGAGCUCUUGUCGAUGGAGCUGCCGCCGCCGGGCUCCCACAUUGGCAUGGGCCAGCGCGUUCUCAUGGCCGAAAUUGCCGGAUUCACGGCGCAUCUGGACGACGACUGGAAGCAGGUGCCCACCGAGAUGAAGAGCCGCAAGCGCUUUCAAGACGCGCGGGGCAGCCAAGUCUUGGAGCGGUACCACGCCAAUUGA